GCCCGAAGGCGGCGGCGCGGCGAUGACGCAGUUCCGGCGAUGACGUCAGAGGCAGCAUGGCGGCGGCGGAGAAGGCGCAGCGCUACGAGGCGUUCGUCAGCGACGUCCUGCAGCGAGACCUCAGGCGGGUGCAGGAACAGCGCGACGCCGUGUUCGAGCAGCAGGCUCAGGUGCUGCAGCUCCGCUCCGCCCUCUCCCGCCUCCAGGACGUCGACGCCCCCCUGCACACUCAGGUGGAUCUCGGCUGCAAUUUCUUCGUCAGUGCGGAAGUCCCGGACCCCCGGCGCGUUUUCGUGGCUUUGGGGUUCGGAUUCUUCGCGGAGCUGACGCUGCCCGAGGCCCUUCGGCACCUGGAGCGCCGCAGUUCGCUCCUGCAGAGGCUCAGCGAAUCGCUGACGCGCGACGGCGCCAAGAUCCGCGCCCACAUCCGCCUGGUGCUGGAGGGCCUGCGGGAGCUGCAGGGGCUGCAGGAGCCCCCCGUGACCUCUGACCCCUGACCCCUGACCCCUUGGGACACCCGUGUGUAAACCUGGAGUAAAUCGGAGUGUUACAACCAGGAGUAACCUGUGUGUAAAGCCGGAAUAAAAUGGAGUUUUUUAUACAUACACGUAUGUAAAAUAUGAGUAAAAAGGAAUUUUUACAACCAGGAGUAACCUGUGUGUAACACCCGAAUAAAAUGGAGUUUUUUAUUCAUACAUGUGUGUAAAAUAUGAGUAAAAAGGAAUUUUUACACCCGGGAGUAACCUGUGUGUAAAGCUGGAAUAAAGCAGGUUUUACAACCGGGAGUAACUUGUGUGUAAAGCCGGAAUAAAAUGGAGUUUUUUAUACAUA
Taeniopygia guttata (zebra finch) is the source of this 831-nucleotide messenger RNA. Lineage: Eukaryota; Metazoa; Chordata; Aves; Passeriformes; Estrildidae. The record is from RefSeq and is a predicted model, not a curated record.